Asterias rubens (European starfish) is the source of this 2716-nucleotide messenger RNA. RefSeq lists its product as uncharacterized. Lineage: Eukaryota; Metazoa; Echinodermata; Asteroidea; Forcipulatida; Asteriidae. Bases 184 to 1236 code for a protein of 350 amino acids. Gene Ontology annotation, molecular function: protein binding. The record is from RefSeq and is a predicted model, not a curated record. The transcript has 9 exons.
UAUAAUUUUGACAGUUGUGAUGUUUGUGUUUUGACAUGUGCUCAGCAGCAGAUGAAGUGAUCGUCAAACGGUUGAUCAAAAAACUAACGCCACAAGAACUGGAAUUAGUUGUUUUCUUCGUGUUUGAAGGCCAGCAAAAAGAUCUUGGUUUCUUCUCCCAUCCUUCCUCUACAGUAAUCCACAAUGGCUCGUCGGCGUCUUGAAGCAGCAAUAAGAGCAGGCCGUGCAAUCGAUGAUAAAGAGGCUAAGACAGAGGGUGUCUUUACUAAGCUGAUACCGCUGAGGGACAUCGAUAUAACAAGUGCAUUCUCAGGUGUCUAUAGUCUUCAAUUCUCUCAUGAUGGCGAGAUGCUUGCUGUGGGCUGCGGAAACGGAGGAGUCUUGUUGUACAGCACAUCAACUGGUGGGAUGGUGAAGACUCUACACAAGGGAGGACGGAUGGAGCUCCCUGUGAUGGGACUAAGUUUCCAUCCCAGCCACAGGGAUGAGCUGGUUGCCGUGGGUGCCGAUGGGAGCGUUACUACGUGGAAUGUGGACAACUGUCAUAAGAAGUUGGCAAAUAAAGAGAAAAAUAAUGAGAUCAACGCGUUAGACUUCAGUCUGGAUGGAGAUGUGUACGCUACAGCUGGGAAAGAUCUCUGUGUCCGAAUUUACGAUGCUGAAACACAUGAGCUUCUUCAGAUGUAUGAAGGCUCUAAUCAGUUACUCCUUGAAGAAGAUGACGUGAAUGACUUCGGACAUGGAAGACGAGUCUUUGCUCUGAAGUUCCAUCCCGACGAUAAUAACAUCUUUGUGACCGGAGGCUGGGAUAACUGCCUCAAGGUUUGGGACAAACGAACGAAUCAUGGAGUUCAACGAACUAUCGGUGGACCACAUGUGUGCGGAAAUGGCAUUGACAUAAAGGCUGGUAAGAUUCUAACUGCAUCCUGGGUUGCAAAAGAUGCUCUUCAAGUAUGGGACAUGGCUACGGGUAGACUUGAGCAGUCUGUCCCCCUCUCCGGCAGUGAUAAAUCUGGAGAGUUCCUGUACUGUGCCCAGUUUUGUGACAGCAAUGUUGUGGUUGCAGGAGGGAGUGGAAUGUGCAGUGCUCAGGCAAUUAACAGAACCACCAAUAAGGUUCUUGGUGUUGUGGAUCUUAACGGCAAGACGGUUCAAGCCUUGGACAGCACCGACGGAGGAAGAUUCAUCGCAGUGGCUGGCGCAUCUCCAAUCAUUAAACUCGCUCAGUUGGCAUAGCAACAACAGACUUUCCUUCUUGAUCUUGAGAUGAAUUUUCUAUCAGGGAACGUUGAUGAAGAACAUCUUGAAGAUGCAACCAUCUUCAUGAAGUUUUUAGUUUGAUCCAGAUGGAGACUGAAGACUUCAUCUACAAGUUAAAGAGUUUCCAAAUCCUCUGAAGAAAUGGAAAUAAAGUUCUCCAAUAAUGAAUCGCUCAUUCCAAUCUAAUCAUUUCAACAUUCCGUCCAAAACUGCUUUUAAAAUCCAUCCAAAAUUGCUUUCAAAAUCCGUCCAAAGAGGGUUUACAAAAUCUGCCCAAAAUGGACAAAUGUUUAUGAAGAAAUAUGUAUAUAGGUUUUUGAGAAGUUUUUGUAUAAUUUUGUUAAUAUUUUCAAUGUACAUUGCUUUAAGAAUGUACUCUUUAUUGUUUUAAUGUUAACUACAGGUUAGGAUUUGUAACUGAUGCUAAGAUUUUCAAAUAUGAUGAAUGUUAAGACAGAAAAAUCUUUAAGAAGAAGUUAAGCAUAAUCCGGUCCACAAAAACACAAAAUAUUGAAGUUUUCAGUCCAAGUUAGUAUUUCAACCCUCUCCCCUCUUUUAAAAAAAAAACCUGUCAGACAAACCACUGAUCGUCAAUACGAUAAUGUCUUUACUUUUGAAUAAUAACAUUUUGAUUGAUUAAUUGCUUUAGAUUUGGAGACAUCACUGGAAGGUCCAAAAGGAAAACAACAUGAGAUAAGAAAGUAAACUAUGGAAAGUACUUGUUCAAAUAUUAACCAGUUGUUAUUUAUUCAUGUGUUUGAUGUUUUUUUUUUUUUUAUUUUUUUUUUUUUUUUUUUUUUUUUUUAUUUAGAGGUGGGUUUACCCUGAGUCAUACAUUUAAAGAGUUGCGACAUUGAGGGACAAGUUUUCUUUGGUCAUGCUGUUGUUGCUGGGUGCCUUGAUCAGUCCAAAUGCAGCACAACCCAAUGGGCAGUUAAGUCUGUAUUCACCAAUGCGUUUUUGUGGGGACAAAAACUGUCUUCUAAUUGCAAAUUGUUACAAUUUGCUCAACAUAUGGCUUUGUGUUUACCCAAACAUUUGUGUGAGAUAACUAUGAGCAAGUUCGAGUGUGCACAAUGGUUAACUAAAGGUUGACCAUUUUGACUCAAACCCAGGCUGGUCGAUCAUUGGUUGACUACUGUGGUCGACCAUUAUGAACCAGCCUCGAGCCCGUGGUUUCCUCACUGGUCCCAGUAGCAUGUUCCAUUCUAACAUGUGUAAAGCGCAGUGGGGAACCAGUGACACUAUAGCGAAAAGGCGGAAGGUUGACUUGACUUCCAAAUUAAUCGUUUGAGUGAGUGCGUCACUGCGCAUGUACAUUGCUGGUCAGUAGUCAACCACGGGUCGACUAAAUGUGCCCACUCGAACUUGCUCCAUACUUUAUACUCGUUGCAUGUGAGUACUGCAGACAAAACAAAUCAACAGGGCACAAUUUCAUAAAGCCUGUAAGCACAAA